CUCCUCCUUCUGCCUGCGCAACUUCUCCAAAAUCACGCCCGUGGGUGCGCGGGGAGGAGCGGCGCGUGCCGCGGUCAGGCAUCGCCCCCCGCGGCUUUUGGCUCCUGCCCCACGGGGAGCAAAACACGCACGGCAGGUCACGGCGGCUUUGAGCGCCUGAGUCCGCGCUCUGGGAGAAGGAGAUUAGAAAUAUGUAAGGCCAAAUUAUGUCAGUGCUGAUGCUCCUGGCAGCGUGGAGCUGCCACAGGUCCCACUGACAGCGAUGUAGAGGUGGUGCCAGCAGAGCCCGAGAAGCCCUGCAACAUGGAGGAGCUGUACAAGGAUGCCCCAAACCUGCCCAUGGAUGUCACCAACUCGCCCUCGGCAAUGGCCAACAACAAGCUGGAGAAUGGGGUGGCCCAGCUGAUCACAGCAGAGGCCUGGAACAUCAACUCGGCCGACCUGAUGAAGAAAGCCCUUUCCCCGCUGGUGACAGUUCCUGCACCCUCCAUCCUGACGCCUCCAGCCGAGUCGCAGAGUGGGGUGGCUCUGAAGGUGGCGGCCACUGUGCUGCAGCCCAUCUGCCUGGGGGACAGCCCUGUUGUCCUACCCAUCCACCUGCAGGUUGCCGGCAGCGCCGCCCCGCAGAUGCCAGCCACCAAUGCUGCCACCCCCUACGUCAUGACCACCCAGGGCCCCAUCCCGCUGCCCGUCCUCCUGGAGCAGCAUGUCUUCCAGCACCUGAACUCACCCCUGGUGCUGCCCCCGGGGGCUGCCUGCCCUGCCAGCCCCUUGCACACUGGCCUUUUCCCCGGCAACGCCACCCCUGUCGGGCAGCCCCAGCUCCUGGAUCCCAAGCCCUCUGGCCAAACUCAAGAGUCCGUCCUGCCCCCUGUCUUUCAGACACCGGGGUUUGCUGCCGUCCUUCAGGACCUGUUUCCAUCACAGGGUGCCCUGGGCUCUGCCCCCUGUCAGCCACCCCCUGACUACGCCACUCUCCCACCCCAGGCCUUCAGCUCACCCCUCUCCCCACUGGUGCCCCCUGCCACGCUGCUGGUGCCCUACCCCGUUAUUGUGCCCCUGCCUGUCCCUGUCCCCAUCCCCAUCCCUGUCCCCAUCCCUGUGCCCCACGGCACCGAGGCCAAGGCAGCCCCUGACCCACCCAAGCCACCACUCUUCACCCCUCACUCCUGCAAGGGCACCCAGACCCCCUUGGAGAAGGAGGAGACAAAGCCCUUUGAACUCCUCCACCCGCGAGAGUUUCCCCAGCUGAGCCGUCACACUGUCAUCAAGAUGGGUGGUGAGAAUGAGGCCUUGGACCUCUCCAUGAAAGGGCCGCCUGCGCUUCGGGCCAGCGAGGCCACGCUGCCGCCACCACCACCACCGCCAGAGGACGGGGCCCUGGACCUGUCCCUCGCCUCAUGUCGCAAGCCAGGGGGGCCCCAUGGGGAGCCGGCUGGCCCUGGCCCCACCACCACCACUGAGGGCAGUGCCCACCCCAUGCCGGACAAGCUUCCCGGCCCCGCUGCCCCCUUCGCCCCCUGCAAGCCCCCAGAGGCGGCAGGCAAGGCGGAGGGCAGGGCGCCGGGCGGCAGCACGGCCGAGCUGCUGCGGCAGCCACAGAAGUGGCUGGUGGAACAGGCGGGCAGGGCGGGCUGCGAGCCCAAGGCCGGCAACAACAUCGAAAUCGUCAGCACCUCGCAGACAGCCAAAGUCAUCGUCUCCGUCAAGGACGCCGUGCCCACCAUCUUCUGCGGCAAGAUCAAAGGCCUGUCGGGGGUCUCCACCAAAAACUUUUCCUUCAAAAGGGACCUGCCCCAGGACUCGGUGCUGCAGUGCUAUGAUGUGAAGAGCCCACCCGAGCCCAGGGACAGCGCCGAGGCCCUCAGGAAACCCAUCAAAAACAGGAGCGUAAAGCUAAAGAAAAUGAACUCACCGGAGAUACAUAUUCUUCCAAUCAAGAAGCAACGGCUCGCUGCCUUUUUUCCAAGAAAGUAAAUUAUGGGUUUUUAGAAUUUUAAGAUUAUUAUGAGAAGAAGAAAAAAAAUAAUAAAAAAGAUGCACUUGGUUUUAAACUCAUUUAAAACUUUAAACUAUCUUUGUAAGUUAUUUUUGGGGGAAGGGGGAGAGGAUCAGAUGUAGAGUCCCUAUAAGCUGGGCUGGUUUGUUUUUUUCCUUUUUUUUGUUACAAAUUUUGACUUUUCAUGGGAAACUGAAUAAAAAGCAACCUAUUUUUCAAGCAGAUUGCACAUUUUGCAGCUUUAAUGGAGUAAUGGAUGAGUCAGAGGGGUAAGAGCUAUUUUCACUGCCAUGAAGUGCUUUGAUGAUGUAAUUCUUCAUAACAGUCAGAAUGGAAAUUUCAAAAUAAAUGUUUGUACGUGCUAAUUGGUUGCGGCAUUUUUUUGUCAUUUUGGAAUGGCUUUCAGUCUACAGAGAAGGUUGUGCAAAAAAAGUCUGUAAACUGUAAAGCACCGCAACUGACUUGUGAUGAACCUAAAAUGUUAGGAAAAAAUAGCAGGCUAAGAAAAAUUAUAUUGUCCCGCAGCACUGUCGAAGAGCACGUCACAACAACUGCUAACGAUGCACCCAAACGAGCUACCAGAAGAGUGAGAGCAGCACAGCCUAGUGUGCACCUAAGCCAGGUUCAUUGCAAGAGACCCAUCAGAAACCAUCUUAAAUAUUAAGUAAUGUUAUCAGUCAUUUAAAACAGAAAAGCCUAAAAGUCAGGGGAAUUUGGUUGCCAGGGGGCAGGAAGGGAAGGAAAAAGAAAAUCCCAUAAUUUUUCCCAGCCUGACUACAGAUAUAUGGAAAAGUUGUUUAUUGUUAGUUUUCUAAGUUUCUUUGAUGGCUGAAAUCAAUGCACGAAAAGAGCAGAGCUGUGUAACUUUAUCACUCGGCAGUGUACAAGCCACCCACAUCAAUGGAGAAAUGUGAAUGUACAAUUAAAAUAAAAGUUCUGCUAGGUUACGGUUUUGCACUUGUGUAUGGAAAUGAGCUGGAAAUGCAUUACUGUCUAUUGGCUUUGAAGUUCACAUGGCUCACUUGUAAAAACCCAUCCUGACAAAUGUGAGAACAGGAGAACCCUGAAAGACAAAUGUGAGAGCAGGAGAACGAUCUUUGGUGGGCACUGCCUUUUUUGUGGCUAUACCUGUAGAAAAGAUUUUUUUAAAAUAAUUUCAAAUUGCAGUUCCCAGCACUGCACCAGGACUGUCUAAAUAAAAAAAGCCAUUGUAAACCCA
Molecule: messenger RNA, 3218 nt
Organism: Chiroxiphia lanceolata (lance-tailed manakin)
Lineage: Eukaryota; Metazoa; Chordata; Aves; Passeriformes; Pipridae
Gene: RAI2
Product: retinoic acid induced 2
Exons: 2
Coding region: 304-1977 (557 amino acids)
Biological process (GO): animal organ development
Cellular component (GO): nucleus
Source: RefSeq, a predicted model, not a curated record